Molecule: messenger RNA, 635 nt
Organism: Amblyraja radiata (thorny skate)
Lineage: Eukaryota; Metazoa; Chordata; Chondrichthyes; Rajiformes; Rajidae
Product: adiponectin receptor protein 1-like
Exons: 4
Coding region: 117-635 (172 amino acids)
Biological process (GO): adiponectin-activated signaling pathway
Cellular component (GO): plasma membrane
Molecular function (GO): signaling receptor activity
Source: RefSeq, a predicted model, not a curated record
AGGGCAGCUUCAAAGACAGAGGCUGGAGUGACUGUAGCGGGCAGCGGAGGAGGAGGAGGCGUCUGGGGAUCAACACCUAACCUGGAGGAGUCACAGAGAGUGAUGAAGGAGGCCAGAUGAUCCAUCGGCCACUGAGGAAUGAAGGUAUGGUCAACAUGGAUGAUCUAACGGUGCUGGAGGAGGAAGAAGAGAGUGCGGACCACCUGCGUGUCCUGACACUGCCCCUGCACGCUCACCAUGCCAUUGCCAAGAUGGAGGAGUUUGUCUUUAAGGUGUGGGAGGGCCGCUGGAGGGUGAUUCCACACGAGGUGCUGCCCGACUGGCUGAAGGACAACGACUUCCUCCUGCAUGGACACCGGCCGCCCAUGCCCUCGUUCCGUGCUUGUUUCUACAGCAUCUUCCGCCUGCACACCGAGACCGGCAACAUCUGGACACAUCUGUUGGGCUUUGUCUUCUUCCUCGUGUUCGGGGUGGGCUACAUGCUGCGGCCCAACAUCAACUUUGUGGCCCCUGUGCAGGAGAAGGUGGUGUUCGGCAUGUUCUUCCUUGGAGCCAUCCUCUGCCUCUGCUUCUCCUGGCUUUUCCACACCGUCUACUGCCACUCCGAGAAAGUCUCACGCACCUUCUCCAAGUAA